Messenger RNA from Letharia columbiana, 804 nucleotides. RefSeq lists its product as uncharacterized. The record is from RefSeq and is a predicted model, not a curated record. NCBI's taxonomy places the organism in Eukaryota, Fungi, Ascomycota, Lecanoromycetes, Lecanorales, Parmeliaceae. The transcript is spliced from 2 exons. The coding region runs from base 1 to 804 and encodes 267 amino acids.
AUGGAUCUAGUAGCAGGGGUUCGGAAAGAAGGCAGCCGCGGUGGUCGCGGUGAAUUCAAAUGGGAAGAUGUCCGGGACUCACAACACAGAGAGAAUUACCUCGGUCACAGUCUCAUGGCUCCCGUCGGCCGCUGGCAAAAGAACAAAGACCUAAACUGGUACGCCAAAGGGGACACGUCCGCCGCCGCCCUCUCCGCCGCCGAAGCCCGCAAAGAGGAAAUACGACGGAUCAAGGAGGCCGAAGAAAGUGCUCUCAGUGAAGCGCUUGGCUAUGGGCCUACUAUACGAAGUAAUGCGAAUGAGACACCCAUUGGGCGGAAGGAGGUUGAGAAAGCGAUCAAGGAGACUGCGGAGGGUGAUGACGAGGAGGGUGCUAAGGGUGUGGGAUUUGGGGCCUUUCUUGGAGGGGCACCGGUGGAGGAAGAAAGAGAUGUGCUGCGUGGUGAAGGGCUGGAUAGACCUGCCAGCAAGGUCGUGAUAGAAAGAAGGAGAGACGGCGAUAGUAGGAAGGAGAAAAGGAGAAGAAGCAAAAGCCGAGACAGGAGUAGCGAGAGGAGACAUAGGAGGCAUACCUAUGGCGAGGAGAGGUCGCAUCGGAGGCACCGAUCGAGGGAUAGAUCACAUCGCCGACAGACGGAUAGGUCGAGAGAGAGGUAUUCGCAUGGAAGGGAGCGGUCGAGGAGCUACGAGAGGAGAAGAGAUAAGGAUCGGCAACCACGCCGGCCACGGGAGCGGAGUUACUCCCCAGACCCACCUAGACGGAGGCGGGAUUCGCGAGAUAGAGAUUACGACUACAGAAGAUGA